AUGCUGAUAAGUGAUUUCCCAGAGCAUCUUGAAUCUGAUCAUGUGCUGAAAAAUGUUUUCUCAGAACAUCUCAUAAAUAUUCACGUCCAAGUUCGGUCAGUGUGGUCGAUCAGUACUGAUCCCAGUCUAGACCAGUAUGCCACUACCAAUACUGAUCCCAGUCUAGACCAAUAUACCACUACCAGUACUGAUCCCAGUCCAGACCAGUAUGCCACUACCAAUACUGAUCCCAGUCUAGACCAGUAUACCACUACCAGUACUGAUCCCAGUCCAGACCAGUAUGCCAUUACCAGUACUGAUCCCAGUCUAGACCAAAAAACAAUUGUAAAAAAGUAUCCUAUACCCGUCCACUACCCAGUUCACUAUCCGUAUCCCUACCCCGUUUACCUCCACAGUCACAGUCAUAGUCAUAGUCACAGUCACAGCUAUGGAGGCUAUGGUCAUGGUGGUUACGGUGGAGGUCAUGGUGGCUACGGAGGAAGUCAUGGAGGAUACGGAGGAGGUCAUGGAGGAUACGGUGGAGGUCAUGGAGGAUACGGUGGAGGUUAUGGAGGAUACGGUGGAAGUUAUGGAGGCUACGGAGGUGGAUACCAUUGA
Molecule: messenger RNA, 597 nt
Organism: Limulus polyphemus (Atlantic horseshoe crab)
Lineage: Eukaryota; Metazoa; Arthropoda; Merostomata; Xiphosura; Limulidae
Product: WW domain-containing protein C660.06-like
Exons: 3
Coding region: 1-597 (198 amino acids)
Source: RefSeq, a predicted model, not a curated record